This is a messenger RNA of Parnassius apollo (apollo), 363 nucleotides long. NCBI's taxonomy places the organism in Eukaryota, Metazoa, Arthropoda, Insecta, Lepidoptera, Papilionidae. The record is from the annotation of a GenBank genome assembly.
AUGACUUUUGUGGCGAUAGUUUCAAUGUGCUGUGCACAUAUUGGUGGUGGGAUUUCUUACCAGGACCUAAACCCUCAGGUCUACUGUGGCAGAACCUUGGCAAGGGCUUUAGCUCUCCUUUGCUUUGAUGAGGGUGGUUAUGAUAAACGAUCCGAAAUCCGUGAACAAAAGGGAACCAUGUUUGGACCAUUAUUAUUGCCAUACCACUUGAAAGAUCAAGAGCCUCAACUGGAAUUACCCUGGGUGUCUACCAAUAAGGCAAGAAGCAUGUCGCUCCCGUCUCGAGGAAAACGUUACCCGGGCGUCGUCAAUGAAUGUUGUGACAAGCCUUGCAGCAUUAACGAACUACUCACCUAUUGCUAG